Rangifer tarandus platyrhynchus (Svalbard reindeer) is the source of this 6786-nucleotide messenger RNA. NCBI's taxonomy places the organism in Eukaryota, Metazoa, Chordata, Mammalia, Artiodactyla, Cervidae. The record is from the annotation of a GenBank genome assembly.
AUGGCUUAUUGGCCUCAGCUGAGAUUGCUGCUGUGGAAGAACCUCACUUUCAGAAGAAGACAAACAUGUCAGCUGUUUCUGGAAGUGGCCUGGCCUCUAUUCAUCUUCCUGAUCCUGAUCUCCGUGCGGCUGAGCUACCCACCCUAUGAACAACAUGAAUGCCACUUUCCAAACAAAGCCAUGCCCUCUGCAGGAACUCUUCCUUGGGUUCAGGGGAUUAUCUGUAAUGCCAAUAACCCCUGUUUCCGUUAUCCAACUCCUGGUGAGGCUCCGGGAGUUGUUGGAAACUUUAACAAGUCCAUUGUAUCUCGCCUGUUCUCAGACGCUCGGCGGCUUCUCUUGUACAGCCACAGAGACACCAGCAUGAAGGACAUACGCAAAGUUUUGAAGACGUUAUACCAGAUUGAGCGUUCCAGCUCACGCUUGAAACUUCAGGACUUCCUGGUAGACAAUGAAACCUUCUCUGAAUUCCUGCAUCUCAACCUCUCUCUGCCAAGGCCAACUGUGGACAAGAUGCUGGGGGCUGAUGUCAGUCUCCGCAAGGUAUUUUUGCAAGGCUACCAGUUACAUUUGACCAAUCUCUGCAACGGAUCAAAAUUGGGAGAGGUGAUUCGACUUGGUGACCAAGAAGUUUCCAGGCUUUGCAGCCUGCCGAGGGAGAAAUUGAACGCAGCAGAGCAGGUGCUUCGUUCCAACCUGGAUAUCCUGAAGCCAAUCCUGACAAAACUAAACUCUACAUCCCUCUUCCCGAGCGAGGAGCUGGCUGAAGCCACAAAAGCUUUGCUGGAUAGUCUUGGGAAUCUGGCCCAAGAGCUGUUCAGCAUGAGGAGCUGGAGUGACAUGCGGCAGGAGGUGAUGUUUCUGACCAACGUGAACAACUCCGGCUCCUCCACCCAGAUCUACCAGGCUGUGUCCCGCAUCAUCUGCGGCCAUCCCGAGGGCGGGGGCCUGAAGAUCAAGUCCCUGAACUGGUACGAGGACAACAACUACAAAGCCCUCUUCGGGGGCAACGGCACGGAAGACGACGCUGGCACCUUCUACGACAACUCUUCAUCUCCUUAUUGCAAUGAUUUGAUGAAGAAUCUGGAGUCCAGUCCUCUUUCCCGCAUCAUAUGGAAAGCUCUCAAGCCCCUGCUUGUUGGAAAGAUCCUGUAUACACCUGACACUCCAGUCACAAGGCAGCUUAUGACUGAGGUGAAUAAGACCUUCCAGGAACUGGCUGUGUUUCAUGAUCUAGAAGGCAUGUGGCAAGAGCUCAGCCCCAAGAUCUGGACCUUUAUGGAGAGCAGCUCAGAAAUGGACCUUGUCCGGACACUGUUGGACAGCAGAGCCAAUGAUGACUUUUGGGAACAGCAAUUGGAAGGCUUAGACUGGAAGGCCAAAGAUAUCAUGGCAUUUCUGGCCAAACACCCAGAGGAUGUGCAGUCCCCCAAUGGCUCCGUGUACACCUGGAGAGAAGCCUUCAAUGAGACCAACCAGGCAAUCCAGACCAUCUCUCGUUUCAUGGAGUGUGUCAACCUGAACAAGCUAGAACCAGUAGCGACGGAGGUUCUGCUCAUCAACAAGUCCAUGGAACUCUUGGAUGAGCGCAAGUUCUGGGCUGGCGUCGUGUUCACUGGAAUCGCUCCCGGGAGUGUCGAGUUACCGCGUCAUGUCAAGUACAAGAUCCGGAUGGACAUCGACAAUGUGGAGAGGACGAAUAAGAUCAAGGACGGGUACUGGGACCCUGGUCCUCGGGCUGACCCCUUUGAAGAUAUGCGGUAUGUCUGGGGAGGCUUCGCUUACUUGCAGGAUGUGGUGGAGCAGGCAAUCAUCAGGGUGCUGACGGGCACAGAGAAGAAAACUGGCGUGUACAUGCAGCAGAUGCCUUACCCCUGUUAUGUUGAUGACAUCUUCCUGCGGGUCAUGAGCCGGUCCAUGCCUCUCUUCAUGACGCUGGCCUGGAUCUACUCAGUGGCUGUGAUCAUCAAGGGCAUCGUGUACGAGAAGGAGGCGCGGCUGAAGGAGACCAUGCGCAUCAUGGGCCUGGACAACGGUAUCCUCUGGUUCAGCUGGUUCAUCAGCAGCCUCAUCCCUCUGCUUGUGAGCGCCGGCCUACUGGUGGUCAUCCUGAAAUUAGGAAACCUGCUGCCCUACAGUGACCCCAGCGUGGUGUUUGUCUUUCUGUGUGUGUUCGCCACGGUGACCAUCCUGCAGUGCUUCCUGAUUAGCACGCUCUUCUCCAGAGCCAACCUGGCGGCCGCCUGUGGAGGCAUCAUUUACUUCAUGCUAUACCUGCCGUAUGUCCUGUGUGUGGCGUGGCAAGACUACGUGGGCUUUACCCUCAAGAUCUUCAUGAGCCUGAUGUCUCCUGUGGCUUUUGGGUUUGGCUGUGAGUACUUCGCCCUUUUCGAGGAGCAGGGCAUUGGGGUACAGUGGGACAACCUCUUUGAGAGCCCCACAAAGGAGGAUGGCUUCAACCUCACCACCUCUGUCUCCAUGAUGUUGUUUGACACCUUCCUCUACGGGGUGAUGACGUGGUACAUCGAGGCUGUGUUUCCAGGCCAGUAUGGAAUCCCCAGGCCCUGGUAUUUUCCUUGUACUAAGUCCUACUGGUUCGGCGAGGAAAGUGAUGAGAAGAGCCACCCUGCUUCCAGCCAGAAGGGAGCAUCAGAAAUCUGCAUGGAGGAGGAACCCACCCAUCUGAAACUAGGUGUGUCCAUUCAGAACCUGAUGAAGGUUUACCGAGAUGGCAUGAAGGUGGCUGUUGAUGGCCUGGCCUUGAAUUUCUACGAGGGGCAGAUCACCUCCUUCUUGGGCCACAAUGGAGCUGGCAAGACCACCACCAUGUCCAUCCUGACUGGGUUGUUCCCUCCCACCUCGGGCACUGCCUACAUCCUAGGGAAAGACAUCCGCUCCGAGAUGAGCACCAUCCGGCAGAACCUGGGGGUCUGUCCCCAGCAUAAUGUGCUGUUCGACAUGCUGACUGUCGAGGAGCACAUUUGGUUCUACGCCCGCCUGAAAGGGCUCUCCGAGAAGCACGUGAAAGCUGAGAUGGAGCAGAUGGCCUUGGAUGUUGGUUUGCCUCCAAGCAAACUGAAAAGCAAAACAAGUCAGCUGUCAGGUGGAAUGCAGAGAAAGCUGUCUGUGGCCUUGGCCUUUGUUGGGGGAUCCAAGGUUGUCAUUCUGGAUGAGCCCACAGCCGGUGUGGACCCUUACUCCCGCAGGGGGAUAUGGGAGCUGCUGCUGAAAUACCGACAAGGCCGCACCAUCAUCCUCUCCACGCACCACAUGGAUGAGGCAGACAUCCUGGGGGACAGGAUCGCCAUCAUUUCCCACGGGAAGCUCUGCUGCGUGGGCUCCUCCCUGUUCCUAAAGAACCAGCUGGGGACAGGCUACUACCUGACCCUGGUCAAGAAGGACGUGGAGUCUUCCCUCAGCUCAUGCAGAAAUAGCAGUAGCACUGUGUCAUACCUGAAAAAGGAGGACAGUGUUUCUCAGAGCAGUUCUGAUGCUGGCCUGGGCAGCGACCAUGAAAGUGACACGCUGACCAUCGAUGUCUCCGCGAUCUCCAACCUCAUCAGGAAGCAUGUGGCCGAGGCCCGGCUGGUGGAAGACAUCGGGCAUGAGCUGACCUAUGUGCUGCCCUAUGAGGCAGCCAGAGAGGGAGCCUUUGUGGAACUCUUCCACGAAAUUGACGACCGGCUCUCAGACCUAGGCAUCUCCAGUUACGGCAUCUCAGAGACUACUCUGGAAGAAAUAUUUCUCAAAGUGGCUGAAGAGAGUGGAGUGGAUGCCGAGACCUCAGAUGGCACCUUACCAGCAAGACGAAACAGACGGGUCUUUGGGGACAAGCAGAGCUGUCUGCGCCCUUUUACUGAAGACGAUGCUGUGGACCCAAAUGAUUCCGACAUAGAUCCAGAAUCCAGAGAAACAGACCUGCUCAGUGGGAUGGACGGUAAAGGUUCCUACCAGGUGAAGGGCUGGAAGCUCACACAACAGCAGUUUGUGGCCCUUUUGUGGAAGAGACUGCUGAUUGCCAGACGGAGUCGGAAGGGAUUCUUUGCUCAGAUUGUCCUGCCAGCUGUGUUUGUCUGCAUCGCCCUGGUGUUCAGCUUGAUUGUGCCGCCCUUUGGCAAGUACCCCAGCCUGGAACUUCAGCCCUGGAUGUACAAUGAACAGUAUACGUUUGUCAGUAAUGAUGCACCUGAGGAUGUGAGCACCCAGGAACUCUUAAAUGCUCUCACCGGAACGCCUGGCUUUGGGACCCGAUGUAUGGAAGGAAACCCGAUCCCAGAAAGGCCCUGCUUGGUGGGAGAGGAGAAGUGGACCACCGCCCCAGUCCCCCAGACCAUCACGGACCUCUUCCGAAAUGGAAACUGGACGAUGGAGAACCCCUCGCCCACCUGCCAGUGUAGCAGCGACAAAAUCAAGAAGAUGCUGCCUGUGUGCCCCCUGGGGGCAGGGGGGCUGCCUCCUCCUCAGAGAAAACAGAAUACUGCCGACAUCCUUCAGAACCUCACAGGAAGAAACAUUUCGGAUUAUCUGGUGAAGACAUACGUGCAGAUCAUAGCCAAAAGCUUAAAGAACAAGAUCUGGGUGAAUGAGUUUAGGUACGGUGGAUUUUCCCUGGGUGCCAGUAAUUCUCAGUCACUUCCUCCGAGUGAAGAAGUUAAUGAUGCCAUCAAGCAAAUGAAGAAACACUUGAAGGUGGUCAAGGACAGUUCUGCAGACCGAUUUCUCAGCAGCUUGGGAAGGUUCAUGACAGGACUGGACACGAAAAAUAACGUCAAGGUGUGGUUCAACAACAAGGGCUGGCACGCCAUCAGCUCUUUCUUGAAUGUCAUCAACAAUGCCAUUCUCCGGGCCAAUCUGCAGAAGGGAGCAAACCCCAGCCAGUAUGGGAUUACUGCUUUCAAUCACCCACUGAACCUCACCAAGCAGCAGCUCUCAGAAGUGGCUCUGAUGACCACAUCAGUGGACGUCCUUGUGUCUAUCUGUGUCAUCUUUGCGAUGUCCUUCGUCCCGGCCAGCUUUGUCGUGUUCCUGAUCCAAGAGCGCGUCAGCAAAGCAAAGCACCUGCAGUUCAUCAGUGGAGUGAAGCCUGUCAUCUACUGGCUCUCCAAUUUUGUCUGGGACAUGUGCAACUACGUGGUUCCUGCCACGCUGGUCAUUAUCAUCUUCAUCUGCUUCCAGCAGAAGUCCUAUGUGUCCUCUACCAACCUGCCUGUGCUCGCUCUUCUGCUUUUGCUGUAUGGGUGGUCCAUCACGCCUCUCAUGUACCCAGCCUCCUUCGUGUUCAAGAUCCCCAGCACAGCCUACGUGGUCCUCACCAGCGUGAACCUCUUCAUCGGCAUCAAUGGCAGUGUGGCCACGUUUGUGCUGGAGCUCUUCACCAACAAUAAGCUGAAUAACAUCAAUGAUAUCCUGAAGUCAGUGUUCUUGAUCUUCCCACAUUUUUGCCUGGGACGGGGGCUCAUUGACAUGGUGAAAAACCAGGCGAUGGCUGAUGCCUUGGAAAGGUUUGGGGAGAAUCGCUUUGUCUCACCACUGUCUUGGGACUUAGUGGGACGAAAUCUCUUCGCCAUGGCUGUGGAAGGGGUGGUGUUCUUCCUCAUCACUGUGCUGAUCCAGUACCGAUUCUUCAUCAGGCCCAGACCUGUAAAGGCAAAGCUUCCUCCUCUGAAUGAUGAGGAUGAAGAUGUGAGGCGGGAAAGACAGAGAAUUCUUGAUGGUGGAGGACAGAAUGACAUCUUAGAAAUCAAAGAGUUGACUAAGGUAUACAGACGAAAGAGGAAACCUGCUGUUGACAGGAUUUGCGUUGGCAUUCCUCCUGGUGAGUGCUUUGGACUUCUGGGUGUUAAUGGAGCUGGGAAAUCAUCAACUUUUAAGAUGUUAACGGGAGAUACCACUGUUACCAAAGGAGAUGCUUUCCUUAACAAAAAUAGUAUCUUAUCAGACAUCCAUGAAGUGCAUCAGAACAUGGGCUAUUGCCCUCAGUUUGAUGCCAUCACAGAGCUGCUGACUGGAAGAGAACAUGUGGAAUUCUUUGCCCUUUUGAGAGGAGUCCCGGAGAAAGAAGUAGGCAAGGUUGGUGAGUGGGCGAUUCGGAAACUGGGCCUUGUGAAGUAUGGAGAAAAAUAUGCUGGGAACUACAGUGGAGGCAAUAAACGCAAGCUCUCAACAGCCAUGGCUUUGAUUGGUGGGCCUCCAGUGGUGUUUCUGGAUGAACCAACCACAGGCAUGGACCCCAAAGCUCGGCGCUUCCUGUGGAAUUGUGCCCUAAGUAUCAUCAAGGAAGGGAGAUCAGUAGUGCUCACCUCUCACAGUAUGGAAGAAUGUGAAGCUCUUUGCACUAGGAUGGCAAUUAUGGUCAAUGGGCGGUUCAGGUGUCUUGGCAGUGUUCAACAUCUGAAAAAUAGGUUUGGAGAUGGUUAUACAAUAGUUGUACGAAUAGCAGGGUCGAACCCAGACCUGAAGCCUGUACAGGAGUUCUUUGAACUCGCCUUUCCAGGAAGCGUCCUGAAGGAGAAGCACCGGAACAUGUUGCAGUACCAGCUUCCGUCUUCACUGUCUUCCCUGGCCAGGAUUUUCAGCAUCCUUUCCCAGAGCAAAAAGCGACUCCACAUAGAAGACUACUCUGUCUCUCAGACAACACUUGACCAAGUAUUUGUAAACUUUGCCAAGGACCAAAGUGAUGAUGACCACUUAAAGGACCUGUCAUUACACAAAAACCAGACAGUAGUGGAUGUUGCAGUCCUCACAUCUUUCCUGCAGGAUGAGAAAGUCAAAGAAAGUUAUGUAUGA